AUGGCUAGUGAGGAUAGUUUUCUAGUGCUGGUACAUCACAGAGGGUCGAUUAAGAGGAAAACUCGGUCCGGCGUGAAGUUCACUGAUAAGGAUCCCCUAUGUAUUAUCGUGAGGCCAACAACCACCUACGAUGCUCUCGUUAGCUCUGUGCUGGAGAAGCUUGGUCUGGAAGGAGUUAAAAGGGUUAAGAAGUUUUUCUAUCGCAUCCCAACGACGGUGCUCCAUGAUACCGUGAAGUAUGAUUGUUUCACGAUCGGGAGUGAUGAGGACUUGCAGGUUAUGAUGCUUUGUCGCAGGCAGUUUCCCGACGUAAGGACACCAAUGUUGUUGGCAAAGUUGGUUGAUGUGGUAUCUAGCUCGGGUGGUUCGAACCAGAAUGCCAAUACUAUAGCCACGGUUGCCGGCUCGAGCUCGAGACCUGCGGUUGCUUCAUCCUCCGUUCCUGUGUAUGAGCCACCGAUGCAGCCUGUUGCCUCCCCAUUGUUUGCUGUUGAUCUCAGCGGCAAUGUUGGAGACGAGGUUCGAUAUGGGGAUCAUGUUCCCACCGAAGUGCAGUGUCCCACACCGGCUGGUGUUGGUGAGGGUUUCUUUGAUGAUGCAGAUGACGAUGAUGUCGAGCCGGAUAUGAUCGCUGAUGACAGCGGCGAUGAUCUUGGAACUACUGAUCCGAGAAGGGCUACAGGACGAAAAGAUGAGGCGCUAUUGAGUGUGAAGACUUACAGCAUCCCCCGAGGGGUCCAGUACGAGGUCGUUGAGUCUGACUACCGCAGGUAUAUGGGAAAGUGUUAUGAGUUUGGGAAUGGGUGCACCUGGUUGAUUCGGUUGAGUCUCCGACAGCGGAAGGGCAUCUGGGAAGUGAAGCGGUACAACGGACCGCAUACCUGUCUUGCCACCUCCAUCUCCAGCGACCAUAGGAGUCUGGACUACCAUGUGAUAGCGACAUUCAUUAUGCCGAUGGUUAGGGCUGAUGCUGCCGUCAACAUCAAGGUGCUUCAAAAUGCCACGGCCGCAUACUUUGGGUUCAGGCCUACGUACAGGAGGGUAUGGAUGGCGAAGCAGAAGGCCGUUGCCGUCAUCUAUGGGGACUGA
Messenger RNA from Arachis duranensis, 1089 nucleotides. RefSeq lists its product as uncharacterized. Bases 1 to 1089 code for a protein of 362 amino acids. The transcript is spliced from 2 exons. The record is from RefSeq and is a predicted model, not a curated record. Lineage: Eukaryota; Viridiplantae; Streptophyta; Magnoliopsida; Fabales; Fabaceae.